AUGCCACAUGAGAAGGAAAAGUUCGAUCAAAUAGAUUGUAAUUUUGGAUCAAGGUAUUGGUUACCUGUACAAUGGGCACUUUCUAUUGUUCAUACUUCUCGUCGAGAACAGUUAAUUGAUAGUGACUUCUAUUGUGAACGCAUCUGUGAAGAAAUUAGAUGCUUCCGAAAUAGUUUAGCCAAUUUAUGCAAAUUUGACUGGGUACCAUUGCCGUUAGCAUAUCCUCAAUUAGUGUAUCUGGCAGUACAUGUACAUUUUUUCAUAGUACUUAUUUCAAAACAAGAAAUUAUCCUACCAGUAGUACAAAAGAAUGUGACAGAAUCGCUCAGUGCUGCAACAACAGUUAGCGAAUCGUUGCAUCGGUGGGUUCCGUUAACACCAGCUAUACAAUUCUUUUUUUACAUGGCUUGGACAAAAGUGGCAAUGGUACUUAUUAAUCCAUUUGGUGAAGAUGACGAUGAUUUCGAAACAAAUGCACUCAUUGACCGAAACUUUAAAGUAGGAAUAAGAAUUGCAGAUGGUACAAGUGAUGAUGUGCCAAGACAAUUGAAGGAUUCAUUUUGGAAUCAUAAUAUCGAAGCAUUAUAUAGCGAAAAAUCUAUUAGAAUUAAUGAAAGACAAGAUGGUUUAGUGGGUUCAGCUACAAGAUUUCCAGAACCAUAUGAUGUUGAACAAAUAUUGAUGGUACCAUUAAAACGAAAUAGCAUAAAUAGCAUCAAUAAUGGUAGUCACUCAAUGUAUGUAAGACAAAGAUCACAAAGACAAAAUUAUUUGGAUAAUGCAAUUACUGAUAUCGGUCAACAGCUUCGAAAUACUGCAAAAAGUAUCACGAACACAGGUACUUCCGAAGAACAUCGCACACACAAAGACAGUUGGUCAUUACGUCGCGGCAAAAAAUCCUCAACUUUUACUUCAUUAAAUGAAAAGUUCUGCCACCUGAACAGGCGUUAUAUGAUGGACGAGCAAGCAAAGAACGACUUAUCAAAGCAACACGAUGGUACUGCUGGGAAACUAAAUCUUCCCAAAUCAGAAAUUUCGCAAUAUGAACAAUAUGGAAAAGAUACAUCGAAUCAAUCAGUGGAAGACGAAAGUAAGGAUGAUGACAGCUUUGAGCAAAUUGCAAAAAUGUGA
Messenger RNA from Brugia malayi, 1131 nucleotides. RefSeq names its product Bestrophin 1, putative. Lineage: Eukaryota; Metazoa; Nematoda; Chromadorea; Rhabditida; Onchocercidae. The record is from RefSeq and is a predicted model, not a curated record. Gene Ontology annotation, molecular function: chloride channel activity. The coding region runs from base 1 to 1131 and encodes 376 amino acids. The transcript is spliced from 8 exons.